This is a messenger RNA of Mastomys coucha (southern multimammate mouse), 2687 nucleotides long. It is a transcript of the gene Vit, whose product is annotated as vitrin. Gene Ontology annotation, biological process: extracellular matrix organization; positive regulation of cell-substrate adhesion. The transcript has 14 exons. The coding region runs from base 267 to 2219 and encodes 650 amino acids. Lineage: Eukaryota; Metazoa; Chordata; Mammalia; Rodentia; Muridae. The record is from RefSeq and is a predicted model, not a curated record. Gene Ontology annotation, cellular component: interstitial matrix.
GUGUGUGUGUGUGUGUGUGUGUGUGUGUGUGUGUGUGUUACAACAUGCUCUUUCCAAAGGGCUGAGAGGUGGAUGGGAAUGUUUGCUUAGCUCGCCUGAGAAGAGAAAAGAUUCCUCGACCUCCUCUUGCUGCUUCUUUAGAAUAAUUUGGAUGGGAUUUGUGAUGCUGAAAGCUUAAAGAAAAAAAGGAUAACCAUUCUUUGUGGUGGAAAGUUUAGGGGGAAAAAACACUGCUUUCUUCAAACAAGGGUGCCAUUUUGAUAUUUAUGGGAAUUGUUGUUCUCACUAUGAAGGCAUCUGUUAUUGAAGUGUUACUUGUUUUGCUGGUAACUGGAAUACAUUCAAAUAAAGAAACGGCAAAGAAGAUUAAAAGGCCUAAACUCACUGUGCCUCAGAUCAACUGUGAUGUCAAAGCUGGAAAGAUCAUCAAUCCUGAGUUCAUGGUGAAAUGUCCAGCGGGUUGCCAAGAUCCCAAAUACCAUGUUUACGGCACUGGCGUCUACGCGUCUUACUCCAGUGUGUGUGGCGCUGCGGUUCACAGCGGUGUGCUGGAUAAUUCAGGAGGGAAAAUACUUGUUCGGAAAGUUGCUGGGCAGUCCGGUUACAAAGGAAGCUACUCAAACGGGGUUCAGUCUUUAUCCUUACCCAGAUGGAGAGAGUCCUUCAUUAUCUCAGAAAGUAAGCCCCAAAAGGGUGUAACCUACCCAUCGACCCUUACAUAUUCAUCAUCCAAAACUGCAGCUGCUAAAGCAGGUGAGACCACAAAAGCCUAUGAGAAGCCAUCUAUUCCAGGGACAACCAUACAGCCUGUCACCCUGACACAGGCUCUAGCUACCCAAGUAGCUGAGGCCACCCACAGAGCCACCUCAAAGCCUUUUGCAGCAUCUGUCACCAGCAGCUCCAGACCCCAACCUGUGGGCCACAGGAGUCAGGAGAUGGAAGAGAUGGACUCGUGGAAGCCUGGACCAGUCCUUUUAGAUUCAGGAUUUGUGCCAAGAGAAGAAGUCAGCACACAGUCUUCAGAGCCAGUGUCACAGGGAGAUCCAAACUGCAAAAUUGACUUGACAUUCUUAAUUGAUGGGAGCACCAGCAUUGGCAAGCGCCGCUUCAGGAUCCAGAAACAGUUCCUAGUGGACGUCGUCCAGGCUCUUGACAUUGGCCCUGCCGGUCCCCUCAUGGGUGUUGUUCAGUAUGGAGACAACCCUGCUACCCAGUUUAACCUCAAAACUCACAUGAAUCCUCACGAUCUGAAGGCAGCUAUAGAGAAAAUUACCCAGAGAGGAGGCCUUUCUAAUGUAGGCCGCGCCAUCUCCUUUGUAACCAAGAACUUCUUUUCCAAAGCAAAUGGAAACAGGGGUAGUGCUCCCAAUGUGGCGGUGGUCAUGGUGGAUGGCUGGCCCACAGACAAAGUGGAAGAGGUGUCACGAGUUGCAAGAGAGUCGGGGAUUAACGUCUUUUUCAUCACUGUCGAAGGGGCUGCUGAAAGGGAGAAGCAGCAUGUGGUGGAGCCCAGUUUUGCCAGCAAGGCAGUGUGCAGAACAAAUGGCUUCUACUCCUUCAACGUGCAGAGCUGGCUCAGCCUUCACAAGACCGUGCAGCCCCUGGUGAAGCGAGUCUGUGACACGGACCGCCUAGCCUGCAGCAAGACCUGUUUAAACUCUGCCGACAUAGGCUUUGUCAUUGAUGGGUCAAGCAGCGUGGGGACAAGCAACUUCCGCACAGUUCUACAGUUCGUGGCCAACCUCAGCAGGGAGUUUGAGAUUUCAGACACCGACACACGCAUCGGGGCCGUGCAGUACACCUAUGAGCAGCGGCUGGAAUUUGGAUUUGACAAGUAUAACAGCAAAUCCGACGUCCUCAGUGCCAUCAGGAGGGUGGGGUACUGGAGCGGAGGCACCAGCACAGGGGCUGCCAUCCAGUAUGCCCUCGAACAGCUCUUCAAGAAGUCCAAACCGAACAAGAGGAAGGUAAUGAUCCUUAUCACUGACGGCAGGUCUUACGAUGAUGUGCGGAUCCCAGCCAUGGCUGCCUACCAGAAGGGGGUGAUCACAUAUGCAAUCGGCAUCGCGUGGGCUGCUCAGGACGAGCUGGAGGAAAUCGCCACUCACCCUGCCAAGGACCACUCCUUCUUUGUGGAUGAGUUUGACAACCUCUACAAACUUGUCCCCAGGAUCAUCCAGAAUAUUUGUACAGAGUUCAACUCACAGCCUCGCAACUGAGGCGGGAACACGAGAGGAUGCCAAAGGCUGCCUCAUUCACCCUUGGGACUAUCCUUAGCAUUGUUCCUAUUGCGGGGAAGGAGUGGACUGGGUGGGGGAGGGCUCUGAUAGAGCUUGGGAAAAUGCAUUCGGUGUUACUAUUCUUUGCCAUUGGUGGUGUAAAUGCUUCAAAACCUACCAGUUAAAAAGCUAUCAGCUCUUGAGUUGGGUUCAAAUACUGUACUGCUUUGUGUGUACUGAAGAAUUCACAUUUUGACAGUUGUUUUCAAAAUACAUAUCCAGAGGAGAGUACAGCUCUUAUGACGGGAAAGAACUGAGCAUUUAUGAGUUUGUUUACAUUUCUCAUUAGAACUCUGUAAUUGUCCAUAAGUUUCUUUUUAUUGUUUUCUCCCUUUUUUUUUCUUUUUUCUUUUUUGUCAUGAGAAUGUAGGAAUUGCUUAAAUAAAUGUUUCAAAGAAUUAUGAGGAC